This is a messenger RNA of Pneumocystis murina B123, 291 nucleotides long. RefSeq lists its product as hypothetical. The record is from RefSeq and is a predicted model, not a curated record. The coding region runs from base 1 to 291 and encodes 96 amino acids. The transcript has 4 exons. Lineage: Eukaryota; Fungi; Ascomycota; Pneumocystomycetes; Pneumocystales; Pneumocystaceae.
AUGAUAGAUGAAUCAUUUCUUAUUGGAACACGUUGUUGGUUUCAUGAUGAUAAAGAAGCUUGGAUAUCAGCAGAAUACAAAGAACAUUCUCUUGAUGGGAGUGUUCUGAAUUUAAUUUUUUUGGAUGAUAAUGGAAAGGAACAUGUUGUUACAACAAAAGAAGAAAAUUUUAAGGCAAUGGAAAAUUUGUCAAUUCUUCAAUUACGGAAUCCACCCAUGCUUGAAGCAACAGAAGAUUUAACCAAUUUAUCUUAUUUGAAUGAGCCGUCUGGAAAUCCUACAUACAAUUAA